CGCGCGUAGCGAACACGUAACCUCCUCGUCGCUCGUCGUGGUGUUAACGUUACGAUUUAUUUUUCUCGAUUCAUUUCGCCUAAUAAGGCAAGAGGAUAAAAGGAAAGAAAAAAACAAAAACCCAAAGGAACUUUAGAUCCUUUAAAGCUCUCAGGCAUCUCCCAUUUUUCGAAAGAUAAAAUAUCCGCGCGAACGUACGAUAAAUAAUGUCCGAUCCCCGUAUAAGAACACUCAAGAUUAAGACGGGAGUAGUUAAGCGUCUUGCGAAAGAAAAGAUCACGUACGAGAAAGAAGCGACGCAGCAGCGCGAAAGGGUACAAAAGUUGAAAGAGCAGGAUAAAGAUGGUUACGACAUAAAAAAGCAAGAGGAGGUGCUUCAAGAAUCUUUGAUGAUGAUACCAGAUUGUCAAAGGCGUCUCGUUAAAGCAUUUGAAGAACUUAAAAACAUUCUGGAUACUGAACAAGAUUUGAAGGAAGUCGAGGAUUAUAUCGAAGCCGAAAAAGUGUUACAAGAGGCAGAACCACAGCUACCGAAAGAAGGGGACAUUUUGCAGAUGUGUUAAAAAGUGCUCCCUCUGUGACUUUUGCUACAUUAUUUUUAAAUAUUAUUCUACAGUUUUAUUUCUCACUCUUACUAAUCUUUUAUGUUCAAAGCAAAUCAAUUUUACACUUGAGAACAUUAUAGUAUUAAGUUUCCUUUUCUUAUAUUGAAUUGAAUAUUGCAAUUGAAUAUAUAUUUAAUAAUUA
Molecule: messenger RNA, 747 nt
Organism: Cataglyphis hispanica
Lineage: Eukaryota; Metazoa; Arthropoda; Insecta; Hymenoptera; Formicidae
Gene: Tbca
Product: tubulin-specific chaperone A
Exons: 2
Coding region: 207-563 (118 amino acids)
Biological process (GO): tubulin complex assembly; post-chaperonin tubulin folding pathway
Cellular component (GO): microtubule cytoskeleton; cytosol
Molecular function (GO): beta-tubulin binding
Source: RefSeq, a predicted model, not a curated record